Messenger RNA from Auanema sp. JU1783, 1092 nucleotides. The record is from the annotation of a GenBank genome assembly. NCBI's taxonomy places the organism in Eukaryota, Metazoa, Nematoda, Chromadorea, Rhabditida, Rhabditidae.
AUGAAUCUAUCGCCUCUGAUGAAUCUUCUAACUCCAGAAAGUAUGGGCCGUUUUGCAGAGAUUGCUCAAGAGUUGUCCAGUAUGGCAGCCAAUAACCUGGCACAGAACGAAAAAGAUACGCUCAAAAACUCGGAAGCGCCCAAGCCGGUCGAUCCUCAGAAUGCUAGACCAUCAGAAGUGUUAGGACAAGCAAUGUCGAGCUUGACUAGCCAAUCUCGGAAUGCUUUCAUUGAUGCUUUGAAUCCAGUUUUACAGAAAACAACAGAGAGCACUGUGAAGGAAACAACCGCGACAACGUCUAUACCAGAAGUCUCAACAACAAAAAAGCAGAAAAUUCCACCACGCCCAGAAGGCAAACGUAAUAGGAAAAAUGCUGGAAAGGGUGCUAAUGCACAGGGAAAACCUGACACUCAAGCAAAGAAAGAGGAAAUCCGUCAUGCACCAGUUUCUCCUGUUAAAGUAGCCGAUUCAUCUGACAUAAUCGCUGCUGCGUCAAAGACUGAUGAGAUUGUUUCCUCCAGCACAAAUAUGAACAGUGGAGGUGCAGCCGAAAACCCGCUGUUAAAGCUCGCUAGUCAAUUUUUGCGAGCAGGCUCUGGUGCUAAUGGACAGAAAGGCGAGCUUCCACAGAUAGGUCUCAAAGACUUUCUGCCCGGAGUCAAAGAUAACUUCGGUAUCCCUCGGGGACAAGGCUGCUUUCCCUUCUUAUCAGAAUUCAUGCAAGCAGCAUAUGGAAACUGUCAACAGGUUGCCGACGAGGGAGCGUGGGACGCAUGGGGAAAUGAACUGAAAAAUGCUAUUUUAACUGGAGAAAUAGAUUUUAUGAGAGCUAGCCAAGAAACAUGUCGAAGAGGAGCAGAACGUCAGCAAUGUGGUUCUCUUCGACAGGCUAUCUCCAACUGUCACAUCAUCGAAUCAAUGCAGAUAGCAGCUCAGCUACAGCGUUCCAUGAAGAGAUGUGAAGAUGUUUCUGGACUCAUUGAUCAGAACCCAAUGGUUAUCUUAGGCCAAAUGAAUAGUUUGAUAGGUGGAGAAUUUGCUCAAGGUUUCUUCAAUAAGUUCUUAGGCGGUGGAUCUCAAACAAAUGGUUAA